Messenger RNA from Durusdinium trenchii, 1728 nucleotides. Lineage: Eukaryota; Dinophyceae; Suessiales; Symbiodiniaceae. The record is from the annotation of a GenBank genome assembly.
AUGGGAAGACCAGGGCCCGCCGAAGUGGACCAGAAGAGUCACGACCAGCCCUGGUUCCGAGUCACUGGAAGAGACAACCGGCCCUGCUCGGCCAUGAAUGAGGAGGGCAGUGACUUCGAGGAGGGUCAAGUGCGAAAGGUCGAGGCCACCGAUGGAGCCGUGGGUGGUUGCAGAAACGCGAGGACUCGAGGGCCAGACCCGGGAGGGCGAAGUUCAUGGUUGCUGGUGGUGCUCAAGGCCUAUUGGAUUCCAUCAAGUGCGGAGACCAAGCAUAGGUCACAGAACAUCCCAGAGAUCAACCGACUCUACGAGACCGUCUUCAACCAGCUCACCGAGCGGUACUACAACAAGACGAAGUGGCCAAGUGACUACGCAGUCGCUCAGGCCUUAGGGCAGAACGAGGCGCUGUUCUUGAUCCUCUACAAGGAGCUCUAUUAUAGGCAUAUCUAUGCCAGACUGAACCCCGUGUCCUUUGAGGACCGCGUGGGCUCGUGGAAGAACUACACGCAGCUCUUAGAUUUGAUGAUCGAGAACCUCUCGGACGGUGAGGACUUAGGCAUCGCCCUGCCAGCGCAGUGGUUGUGGGAUAUCCUGGAUGAGUUCGUCUACCACUACCAGACCUAUAGCACCUACUGCCACAAGACAGCCAAGAUGCAGAAGGAUAAGGAGGUCAAGGAGCUCCGGGACAAUCCCGGCAUUUUCGAGACCACCAAGGUCCUGAACUACUUGCAUCAGUUGGUUCGCUAUUCGCUCAUCGAGGAGUGGUUGGUGAACCCGGAUGGCGGCAAUGGACAAGGUGCAGCCUUCACUGACGAACCCACUCGCCUUAUCGGCUACUUUGCCCUGAUGCAACUCUUGCGGAUGCACAGCCUUUUGGGUGACUACCGCUUGGCCAUGGAGACCAUCGAGAGCAUCGACUUCCGGGCUGAGGUGCCGCUGUUCUAUCGCAUCCCUGCCUGUCACGUCACAGUCUUCUACUACCUGGGCUUCGCGUACAUGAUGAUGCGGAGAUAUGUAGACGCGUCCAGGACCUUCUCGGACAUCUUGGUGUUUUUGUCCAAGAUUUCGGCGGUGAACUCCUUGUCCUAUCAGUAUGACCAGAUGCUGAAGAAGCAGGACCAGAUGUAUGUCCUGCUGCUGAUUUGCAAUGCGCUUUGCCCGCAACCCUUGGAUGAAUCCCUCGAGAAGCCCAUCCGCGAGAAGCAUGCAGACAAGCAGAUGCGCCUCCAGCAGGGUGUCGAGGCCUGCUUCGAGGACUUAUUCUCUUACGCUUGCCCCAAGUUUGUGGCGGCCUCCAUGCCCGACCUUGAUAACUUGGACAACUUCAAUGCCAACGAGGCACACCAGCGACAGCUGCACCUCUUCCUUCAGGAGGUGCGACAACAGCAGGCCCUGCCGACCAUCGGAUCUUACAUGAAGCUCUACACCUCCUUGCAGACCUCCAAGUUGGCACAGCUCUGCGAGAUGGAUGGUGAGGGCUUGAGGGAUCAGCUCAUGUGCGUGAUGCACAAGACCCGUCAGCUGGUUCACCAGAAAGAGGGAACUCCCUUGGACGGAGUCCUGCAGCCCUGCGGCGAAGUGGAGUUUUACCUGGACGGCGACAUGGUCCACAUCAAUGCACAGAAGCCACAGCGGCCUCAUGCAGAUGUCUUCUUGGAGCACAUUGUGAAGUUCCAGGACAUUCUGAAGCGUGCGGACCGCCUGCAGAAGGGCGGCGCCGCAGCAUAA